AUGUUGUCGCCUCGAGCGGCAGACAACCACAAUACCGUGGCUUCGUCGUCAAGGCAGCUUGCUAGCAGUAGCAGCAGUGACGAUGAUGACAACGACGACGACAUGAAUAGCUCGAUAACAGAGCUGGAUAGCUCGAUAGCAGAGCAACCAGAUAGCAAUGACGACGGCGACAUGGAUGAUUGCGAAAGUGUGAGCAGCAGCACGAUCACAACGGAACAUGAGCUCUUGUUGAGACAACAAGAUGUUGAUGAAGACAUAGCCGUUUCCGUGGCAGGAGAACAGACAACUACAGAGACGACUCAUAAUGGCGAUACGCCAUGGUGGUUGGUACCUGGGUUUAGAUUUGUACCCACCGACCAAGAGAUCGUGCAACACUAUCUCAAGCUGAAGGUCCUGAAUAUAGCGCUUCCACGGCGGCACCCGGUGGCUGAGGGGCACAACGUUUAUGCUCUGGACGCAGAUGAGAUACCACUUGACGGCAGGAACGGGGACAAAGAGCGCUUAGGAUUCUUCUUCGCACGCGAAGAGGAUAAGGGCACCUACAGCAACGGGUGCUACCACGCCACGCCGGAAGGCUACUGGAGAAUCCGCGGCCGGCCGGCUCGCGUCAGGCAGUGCGGCCGCACGAUCGCCUUCAAGACGCCCAUGGACUUCUACCGCGGCAGGCCGCCGCACGGGUACCGGACUCCGUGGAGCAUGUUCGAGUACGCGCUCAACGCGGCGGACUGGCGCAACGACGGCCUCAGGAACACCACGCAGCCAUGGAUGAAUUCCUACGUCGUGUGCAAAGUUCGGAAGAGGGAGCGUCAGCAAGCGUCGGACGGCAGGGCGGAGAGGUUUUGCCGGAGUCUGCUGCCGAGACGAUCCUUUUUUAAGAUAGUGUCGCCGAGAAGCUUCAGGCUGGAGAAGAUAGUAGAUGGAGCGCCUCCGCCCCUGAAGGAAGAGGAAACAGCUCCGGAACGAGUCGGAGGCGAAAAAGGACUGCGUGGGAACCGUAUGCGUCCUAACAUGUUUUAGGAUUGCUUUCCCCUUUCGGUCUUUUGUGACGGAACCAACGUUUUGAACACUUGGUAGUAGCUUGUGUAGUAUAUUGUCAGAUACUGUAUGUUAGGUUGACAUAUUAGGACUUCACGUGUAUAGUAUCGUCUUGAAUUAUGUACACUAGCUCGGUUAGGUUACUAUCGAUACUAGUAAUCUACUAGCUCGGUUAGGUUACUAUCGAUACUAGUAAUCU
This is a messenger RNA of Brachypodium distachyon (stiff brome), 1234 nucleotides long. Its product is annotated as NAC transcription factor 29. Gene Ontology annotation, biological process: regulation of DNA-templated transcription. Gene Ontology annotation, molecular function: DNA binding. NCBI's taxonomy places the organism in Eukaryota, Viridiplantae, Streptophyta, Magnoliopsida, Poales, Poaceae. Bases 1 to 1017 code for a protein of 338 amino acids. The record is from RefSeq and is a predicted model, not a curated record. The transcript is spliced from 3 exons.